AUUUAUUUGUCUUUGUACAGUCUUGAUGUGCACUUCACUUUAAUACAGUCAUAACAACAAUGUAUAUACAUAUUAAUAUAUCAAAUUGUAACGCCCUAUGAACUAAAUAAUUGCUUUACUUGUACUACAAUCAUGCAAUAACAUAUUGAAGUUUAAAAUAGUAAAGUAAAACUAUUAAAAAUGGAAAAAACGGAAAAAGUAGAACUGGGAAUUCAAGGCGACACGACCGAAGUUUUGCCGUUAAAAUCGGAAACCAAUAUUGCGGUCCAAAACAUGAGCCUUAUUGAAAAAAUAAGGUAUGUGAAGUCGAAUAUUACCGUUGAGCCGGUGUUAGCUUUAUUCGUGAUGCCCAGUGUGCUAGCAAUGUUGGCCACACAGAAUUUGAAUUUGGAUAAGGCUUGCCGAGUGAAUUUGGGAUUUAGUGAUGGCGUAUGCGAACAUUUGAGGCUGAGGAAGCGUGCAAACCAUAGUUUUGAAGAGGACGAAGUGCAGAAAUUGAUCGCUUCUGUACAGGCAUGGAAAGGCGCGAUUCAAACCAUAAUACCAACUAUAUUAAUGCUGUUUAUAGGCGCAUGGAGUGACAAAACGGGGAAACGAAAAAUUUGUAUGCUAAUGCCAAUCUUUGGGGAAUUCAUGACGUGUCUAUUGAAUAUGGUGAACACGUAUUUUUUCUAUCAGAUCCCUGUAGAAUUGACGGUGGUUAUGGAAGUGAUAUUUCCAGCGUUGACGGGUGGAUGGUACACUAUGAUUCUAGGCGCAUUCAGUUAUCUAGCUGAUGUGACCUCGAGAGAAACAAGGACCUUUCGUAUUGGUAUUCUAAACUUGUGCAUGACUGUAGGAUUUCCUGUUGGUAUGGGCUUGAGUGGGGUACUCUUGAAACGCUUCGGAUUUUAUGGCGUGUUUACCAUAUCUGCCACAUUGCAGUUUUUAAAUUUUUGUUACGUUAUGUUUGCUAUAAAAGAUCACACUUGGCUGGAAAAUAAAGAAAAGGUGAAACGAAAAGGAUGUACAGGUUUUCUGCUAGAUUUUUUUGAUGUAAAUAGCUUAAAAGAAACAUUGGAAAUAGCUUUCAAGAAAGACACAAAUAAUAGAAGAACAAGAAUAUGCCUUAUUUUGACUGUCGUUUGUUUGACAUUUGGCCCGAUGUGGGGUGAGCUCGGUGUUACAUAUAUAUUCUCGCGGUAUCGUUUCAAUUGGGACGAGGUAAAGUACAGCAUAUUUUCCACCUACAGUCUCAUCACACAUGCCAUUGGUACAUUAUUCGCCAUAAGUGUGUUCAGCAAGAAGUUGAAAGCAGACGACGCUGUACUGGGUAUGAUAUCUUCAACGAGCAAGAUCUGUGGCGCCUCCGUAAUGGCUUUCGCCAGAAACGACUAUGAAGCGUAUCUAUCACCACUGGUGGAAAUACUGAAUGGAACAUCAACCAUCGCUUUAAGAUCAAUAGCUUCGAAACUGGUGUCGUAUCAAGAACUCGGUAAAGUGUUUUCUCUAUUCGGCGUGGCAGAAACAAUGAUGCCACUUGUAUUUUCGCCGUUGUAUUCCCGCGUGUACAUCGCUACACUCCACAUCAUGCCCGGAGCCAUAUUUCUGCUGAGUGUCUUGUUCACUAUACCGGCGUUGGGUAUAUUUGGAUGGUUCUACCGGCUCCACAAGGAAGAUGAUAAAGAGAAACGGCGGAAUGCACCCAACAACUGCCCAGUCGCAGAUGGUAUUUCGGCCGUUACUACGUGAACUAUAUUAUAUAUUAUAUUUAUUUGUGAUAUAAAACAAUUAAGCAGUUUUAUUGCCAAAACGAAUCAUUACUUAAUGUAUUUCUAUUAUUUUUUUUAACUGCAUUUACAUAUAUGCCAUUAUUACAAAUAUUCAGUGUGGACACCUGACCACCGUCAUUCGAAGCGCUAUGACCUUUCCCCCUUUGUGAUCAAACUCCGGCCGUUAUAAUCUAUAUAUUUAUUAAAACUACUA
Messenger RNA from Achroia grisella, 1965 nucleotides. Its product is annotated as proton-coupled folate transporter-like. Lineage: Eukaryota; Metazoa; Arthropoda; Insecta; Lepidoptera; Pyralidae. The record is from RefSeq and is a predicted model, not a curated record. The transcript has 7 exons. Bases 181 to 1731 code for a protein of 516 amino acids. Gene Ontology annotation, biological process: transmembrane transport. Gene Ontology annotation, molecular function: transmembrane transporter activity. Gene Ontology annotation, cellular component: membrane.